Messenger RNA from Aphanomyces astaci, 3654 nucleotides. RefSeq lists its product as hypothetical. Gene Ontology annotation, molecular function: DNA replication origin binding. The record is from RefSeq and is a predicted model, not a curated record. Gene Ontology annotation, biological process: mitotic DNA replication checkpoint signaling. Lineage: Eukaryota; Oomycota; Saprolegniomycetes; Saprolegniales; Verrucalvaceae. Gene Ontology annotation, cellular component: nucleus. The coding region runs from base 32 to 3613 and encodes 1193 amino acids. The transcript is spliced from 8 exons.
AGGACAACAUACAUUCUGUUUCACAACGAUCAUGGCGGCCGUCGACGACGAUGCGGCGGCUGUUGUGGAUGGCCUGUUUGAUGCCAUUUGGAGCUCAUUGGAAGUGGAAGGAUGGAGCAAGACGAAGUACAGCCAUGGUCAGCUGUACUUGGCACCCGAUGCAGACCUCAUGAACUUCAAAAUGACCGUCAACGUGUUUGAACGCAAGCGACCAGCCCUUGUGCUUGCGUUGGAACUCACGAAUCCUCCCAACACCCCUAAUGCUGUUGCGAUAUGGGACAUUGUGUCGGCGUUCUUGAUCUCUGCAAAGUGUGUCUCGCGCAUCAUGCUGUCUGCACAAGCGACGUGGUAUUGCAGCCCUAGGGUGGAGAACCUGGCACACCUCGUUCCGAACGUCACCAUGUUUGAAACCCAGCGCGGGGCCACGCUGAAGUAUCUGUGCAGUAUCUUUCCCGAAUCCGUUGCAUUGAAGAGCAGCUUCGCUCAAGAUGGACAUGCUGCAUCAUCCCCUCAAGCAGCCAUGCCGACCGUUCUUCCAAGUCCUGUUGGCAUCAACGAUGCUAACACACCGUCGACUUGUACCCUCGACUCGAACGACGCCAGUCUCUCGCCGAAUGAAAUUCCCAUGGAGGCGAUCUGGCGUGUCCUGGAGACCUGGCAGUGGACGCGCCAGGAAACUUCCGCUAGGACAUGGUCGUACAUGCAUCCCACUCUGACCAGUCCAAUUCACACUGACGUCGGCCUGCGACGCUACCUCGGGACAUCUGGGCUCAUGCGUGACGUGGCAACAGCAGCCCUGACCAGCAACUCCCCAAUCGAUCGGGCUCGGACGAUCACAAGGCCACCUCGACCUGCCAUGCCCAUGACGGCAAAAACGAAGAAGAAGAAGGCACAGCCUCGCCCGAAGCUCGUGCUUGGGGAGAUUGAGGACGGCCUGCACCAGCUCGGUUGGAAGUCGUUUGAAGGGAGUCUUGGCACAGUGUACUGCAAGCCACACGUGGUUGUGUUCGCCGGCGGACGGCUAAAGGUCGCGUCGUGCUCGGGCGUCCACGGCGUCGACUUCUUCAUUGGAUCGACGUCGUUGGUCGAGUACGUUCGGGGCACGCCGGCGCUGGAAGCAUCCGUUCGCCACGUCCUGGCAUCCGAUACCGUCGUGGAAGCCGAGUCGGUGCCUACUGCUGCACCCCAACCACCCAGCUCCAGCCGUGCACCCCCCCUCCCCGCCACCGCCGCGCUUUGUCCUGCACCCACAUUGAGAUCACAUGGACACAAGACGUCGUCUUCGAAAGCACAGUUUGCCGCUGUGUUUCAAGAGCUGACCAAGCUAGGGUGGACCCGUCGACCGAGCACGUUGGGGUACUCGUACUGCAAGCCCCCGACAGACGACUUGAAUGAACCGACCGAGUUCUUUAGCUCCGCAGACGUCGAAGCGUACGUGCGGGCUUCGGGGGAGUGGGACCGCAUCGAACAAUUGGUCCAGCGAAAGCGAUCCCAGCGACAUCGCGUGGUGGACGACGACAGCUGCGACGACGUGUGGGCGCAGCUCAAGGCCAAAGGAUGGACGCGCAAACGACUGGCGGACGGCGAGGUCGAAUUCCACGCGCCACUCGACGGCCAACAUGCAACUUCUGCUGAACCAGUUGUGAUGCCAGGUCGCAAGCGGCGGCGGCGGCAGCGGCCUGCUGACCGCAAUGACGACAACAUGGGCGAAGAAACCAAGGCCAGAAUGACUGGAGAGUCUGACGAGCUAGCACCACAAACUACCGUCGCAAGUACAUUGGAAGGCGACGAACAUCGCGUUGAACUGUCGACUCUUGUACAUGAAGACAGGUCGAGUGAACCUGCUCAAGUCGAGAUGAUAGUGCUACCGGAACCAUGCAACAACGAGGAAUGUUUUCCAAAUGUGGCCGGCGAUGACGUGCAAGUCGAUGAAACGAUGUCACAGAGUAUCAUUUCAUGUACGGAAUCACCCGCAUCAUUGCUAGAUGCGAUCGACGAACCCGCCUUGUUGCCACCGUGCAAUUUGGACGCCACGUCCGUCGACGCCCCUACGGACAAGGCACAAGACAAUGAAACGCAAGCGACGGAGCAUCUGUCGAGGGAUCUUCCUGAUGAUCACUUGGCCAAGAAGGGCAGCAGCCCUUUGACUACGCCACCGAACAACUCGUCAAGUCUGCACGAUUUGUUUAUGGACGGCGAGUUUAUCUCGCUCCACGACGUCCUCGACGACGUGGCUACAGCAGAAAACGAGCCAUUAAUGCCGUCGUCCGAUGUUUCGCAUGGUGAUUGUGAUCAAGCCUUUGAGGGGUCGGUACUCGAAGUAAGCAGCAGCAGCAGCGCCCCCAUACCCCCCUUGGCACUUGAGUCCAAGUCUGUGGCUGUUGCCCACGAGUCCGACGCGGCGAUGGCGCCUUCCGCUUGUGACAACAACACGAGGCCACAGUUUCAAACAAGUCCAUCCCACGUGGUGGUGGUGGGAAGCUGUACUAGUAGUACUACUACUACUGCUCCAGCAACACUUGACGCAGCUCAGUCUUUUGAGGCCCAGCGGACGAGUGCCCUGGAUGCCCUCAGUCCGCGCUACCGCCUCAAAUCGCUCGUUGGUCGCGACGUCCAGUGGCAGGCGGCGAUGGCGUUUGUGGCUCGGUCUUUUGCCGUCGGAUGCGGAAGUGUGUGCGUGUCAGGGCCCAGGGGAACCGGCAAGUCGGCGUUGGUAGCAUUGCUGGAAGAGCAAGUCGCCGCGGAAUGCGCCGGCCGCGGUCGCCAGCUCCGGCCUCGGCAUGUGGACAUGUCUGCGUCCGUGCCCCGUACCAGCAGCCUGUUCGUUGAAUUGGCCAACGAGAUGACGAAUGUGCAGUAUGCAAGCGACGCCGACGCCAUGAGUGCGCUAGAAGAAACGUGUCGAGAUCCCAGUUGGCUCACGUUCUUGGUUGUGGAUAACGCAGAUGCACUGCUAACCGACGCCGACAAUGACCAAAGUGUCUUGGAUGAGUUGAUUCGUAUGGCCCAUCGUCCGCUCUCCAGCCUCAUCUUUGUGUUCGUGACCAACUCUGUCAAGCGAAGCCAAGCGUACUUGCAGCGCCAUCCAACUAACGAAGUCGCUUCCAUUGCGUGUGCCCCAUACUCCAAGGAUGCGCUGCGAUGGAUUCUCAACCAGCGGCUCGCGGACAACUCGGUCGUCGACGACGCCGCCAUCGAGUUCGUGGCGCAGCAAGUUGCUGAGAUCUCGGGCGAUGCCCAAGUCACGCUGGACAUUUGCGUGUUGGCGAUCCUCCUCAUGCAGCGCCGCCAAGACCAUGUGCCAGUGACGGUGGAAGUGAUGGUUACGGCCACGUCUGCGUGCCUGACACACUACCGCGACCAGUUGAUGUGGGCGUUGCCUCCAACGACACAGAUGGUGCUGUACGUGCUCAUGUCGACGAUCGAUAAGACUGGGCUCGUGGGCUCAUUGCAGCGCGCAUACACCGUGCAAUGUGGACGAAGAGCGCCGCUGUCGCGGGUGGACUGGGGGGCCCACGUGCAAAUGCUGUACGGUAAUGGAGUGGUCGACAUCGACAACGAUAUGUACACGGUGCGCGUAACGCUCGAAAACAUCGUCGACCCAGAGACAUAGUACGCUCGUUUAUGUAUAAUCAACUUGUGCUGUUUGAGGAG